UUACUGUACUUAACAAUGUCAUGUCCUUGGUGACAUCAUAGUGCCUCCGUGGCAGGCUUUGUAAUCGCCCCCUACUUAGCUUCAACAACGACAGAAGAAAAUGCCCAUCGAACUCAAAGGUAGUUGCCACUGUGGUACAGUCAAAUUCUCUCUUGAAUCUAGCACGGCUGUCCCUUAUCAGCUUUGUUGCUGUUCCAUCUGUCGCAAAACUGCCGGAACUGGAGGAGCUAUCAACUUGGGUGGCCAUUCGAGCACCCUGAAGGUUCUCCAAGGGAAAGAGCACAUUAGUAUAUAUAAGGCAGUAAUCGAUCGGGACACGCCUCAAGAACGCAUCGCUACCUCUGAGAGGAGUUUCUGCGCCAAAUGCUCCACUAUGCUGUGGUUGUACGAUGAAACCUGGCCCGAGCUUAUCCAUCCCUUCGCGUCUGCAAUCGAUACUCCAUUGGAAGUGCCAAAGAAAAUGGUGUGCCUCAAGAUGAACUCCAAACCUGACUACGUUCGCCUUCCGGAGGGUGACAAGGAGGUCUAUGAUGAUUAUGGUCCUCUUUCAUUAGAAGAAUGGCACAAGGAGCAAAAUCUCUAUGCCGUCUAAGAGACGCUAAAGGAGUAACUGAUCACUGUACAUCCGUAUUAGUGCGUUGGAAUGUUCUGUUGAAAUAUUCGUUAUGUUUUUUUACCCGAAAGCUGACGUUGAUUUGAACAAGAUGGCUCAACUUCAUAUGUUGACUGAAUAUCCGUAUCUGCGUGACACUUGCAGUCCCUUGUGGCUGGAUUUUCGUGGUUUUCGCAGACAGACAUCACUGUCGAG
Desarmillaria tabescens is the source of this 808-nucleotide messenger RNA. Its product is annotated as Mss4-like protein. Gene Ontology annotation, molecular function: carbon-sulfur lyase activity. The coding region runs from base 101 to 592 and encodes 163 amino acids. The transcript is spliced from 5 exons. Lineage: Eukaryota; Fungi; Basidiomycota; Agaricomycetes; Agaricales; Physalacriaceae. The record is from RefSeq and is a predicted model, not a curated record.